Molecule: messenger RNA, 1216 nt
Organism: Sorghum bicolor (sorghum)
Lineage: Eukaryota; Viridiplantae; Streptophyta; Magnoliopsida; Poales; Poaceae
Exons: 8
Coding region: 80-940 (286 amino acids)
Source: RefSeq, a predicted model, not a curated record
CCUCGUCGCUUCCUUUCCUUCCGUCUCAUCCGUUCACGGAGCUCGUCGGUGGAGGCCGUGGCGGCGCAGGAGCAGGACUAUGCUCCAGCCCCGCCUCCACCGCUUUCCCCAGCUACUCCUAGUCCUGCCGCCGCCGCGGCCCGCCGCCGUGUGCCUCCAGUCGGCUACCGCCUCCUCGCGGGUCCUCAGGAGCCCGCUCGCCGUCUCCUCCGUCCCCAGGGCCCGCGCUCCAGGCCCUCCUUGGUUAGCGGCGGCGGCGGCGCGCGAGGAGCGGUGGGGACUCGCGGCGGGUGAUGAAGACGGUGGCGAGGCGGACCUCGGGGAGGCGCUCGCCAGGACGCGGGAGCUCGUGGAGUGCGCCAUGUUCGCGGCCGUCGCGGGGCUCGCCUACUUCCUCAGCAAUUCCCUCGCCAUUGAGAAUUAUUUCAGUUGCUUUUUCCCAUUGCCGAUCGUCAUUUCCUCAUUAAGAUGGGGACUGAAAGCUGGCAGGAAAACUGUGGUGGCUACUGUCUUACUGCUAUUCACAUUAUCUGGCCCUGUAAAAGCAUCAACUUAUCUGCUUAUGCAUGGAGUAGUUGGUCUCAUCAUGGGUACUGUUUGGAGAUUGGAGACCAAUUGGAUUGUUUCCAUCCUCCUCUGCUCCAUUGUCCGUGCCCUGGGAGCUUGUGGUUAUGUGCUAGUGUCAUCGUUUCUGAUAAGAGAAAAUAUUCUUGCACUGAUAACGGUUAAUAUUCAUGCUUCCUUGACAUAUAUCCUGACGGCAGCUGGUGUGAACACAAUUCCGUCCAUGGAUGCAAUAUAUGUACUCUUUGGGACACUGCUUCUAUUUAAUUGUGCGUUCUUCGUCUUCCUCCUGCAUAUAAUGUAUACAGUAUUCCUGACGAAGCUUGGAAUAAAGCCGUCACUGAGACCACCGAGAUGGCUGGACAAAGUGAUAUGAAUUUAGGAGUAGGACAUUAUUGUAGUGACUGUUUUUACUAAUUUGUGGAUGGAAGCUUGCAUUCCCACUGAACCGACAGAACCUGGAAAAUGAGCUCUGUUGUUUAACCUUUCUGGGUACAUGAUUCUUGUCGCCCCAACAUAUACUGGAUCUGUAACCAUAGAUUGCAUGCAUUGCUCUACCAAAUUCAGCUGUCAAGACCCGUGGGGCAAAUGCUACAGGAUCAGAAACUUCUCAGAGCAGUUAGGUUUAGAUGCGAAAACUUUUUGGAUUUCA